GGAAUUAUUGAAGGCAUAAAUGACCUAGGUUAUCUGCCGUUUAAAACCUUCUCAAUCUUUUCAAUGACUCGCAGAACCUCCAAUCGAAUUUGCGUAGCUCACUUGGUAUAAAUACAUAUUAAAAUCAUUUCUAAUCACUGGAUUUAUCUGGGUAUUUUUAAAUUCAAAAUCCAGUUCUCCGGCAGUAGAAUGUGCUUCUUCAUGCAGUGCAGAUUGGUGAACUGUAAUUAGGUUAAACAUUAUUGGACUGGAUAUGAGCUGAUUUGUUCUGAAAAUGAGUAGACUAUCAAUUCGACCGCGGCCACUCGACUUUAACAAGAAGCUGCCCAUUGUAAAAUCUUUCAAGGACUUUGAUGAUGACAUAGAGCUCCCCUCCAAUACCCGCAACCAGAUUCUACGCCUUGCAGCUGAAGCUGCAGAAAAUGAGGUACAUCAAGUUUCUGUCAAGAAAUUGGUUUCUGAAAUACCUACUCCGGAGUCGGUUAUUGUAGAUACAUAUGAAAGAGAUUAUUUGCCCAAUUUUGCUCAACCAACGUCAUACAUUCAUGCAAGAGGAGCUCGAGCUGAGCUUGGAGAAUUUGUGGAGUAUGAUCUUGACAAUGAAGAUGAAGAUUGGCUUCAGGAGUUCAACAAAGAAAGAAAACCCCUUCCAGCUGAAACGCUUGAGAUGAUACUGUUUAAACUGGAGGUUUUAGAUCAUAAGACCCGGGAAAGAGCAGGAGUAAUUAAUCCUACUUUUGCAUCACCAAUUCCCGUGCUUCUUAGUUUUGAUGCUGCUGUUGAGGCCUUGCAAUCUGUUUCCACUACGUAUGGAGUUUUCCAGUCUAUUUAUAGCUACUGGAAAGAAAAGCGUGAACGAUGGCUGAAGCCUGUUCUUCGGCGCUUGCAGCCACCUCCAUCGGUUAAUGAUACCAACCCCUAUAAUGUAUUCAGACCAAGGGAAAAGGCUCACAGACUUCACACUAGGAGGAUGCAAAGGAGGGAGAACAAUGUUCAAUCAUUUGAAAAACUUCGCCAGGUUAGGCGCAACCUUGAACAAGCAAAGUCCAUUCUUGACACUCUUGUCAAGAGGGAAGAGAAAAAACGAGACCUUAUGGAGAGUGAAAUUAGCCUUCAGAGGCUUCAAAUGCAACAUAAGAAUGAUACUGAGCUUCUAAAAGAUAUUUUCACUCUACACGGAUUUCAUUCAUUUCCAAGUAUGGCUGGCUCAAGUGAAGAUGAAUUUGUUGACUCAGAUGAUGCUGAUAUUUGCCACCCAUACAAUCAACCUUCUGUGGCGGUACAUAAUCUUCCUUCCAUGGACCCAAAGGUCAGGUUUGCUUCCACCGGGAGCAUGAGGAGAAAGUUCAAACAUCGUCAGGCCCCAACUGGGUGGCUCCACAACUUGGUACAGGGGGAACCUGUUUUACUGUUCACUAAGCCUCUGGAUCCCGAGUGUCUGGCAGCAGCUGGCAUUACAACGCCUCCACCUCCAUUAACUUCUUUGUCAACUCCAACCGCCUCCUCAUCUACACCCUCGUCUAACUUUCGCGGGCGAAUCGGCAGAGGUGGCAGGCUGGUGUUCGACAGGUGGAACCCACUUAUGCACGCGCCAAUCGAGUGUGGUGAUACUUUAUAUGUAGCACCAAAGCCUAGACAAGUUUCCCAUUUCUGAGUGGUACACAGUAUGUUUGCAGCUAUUGGUUAGAGUCUUAGAGAUGAACCAUUUUCAAGUUGGAAAAUUCAUUGUUUGUAAAAUGCUGGCAGUAUUGUCUGUAAAAUGCCGGCGGUGUGAAUCUUGUUGUCAUCCGUGGUGUGAGUGUGGUGGCAUCACCCUUUUAAGGUAGUGGGGCUUUUUUUUUUCUUUUUAAAGAUAGCACACUCAAUAUUCAAUAGUAAAGAUAUAUUAUCUGU
This is a messenger RNA of Cuscuta campestris, 1893 nucleotides long. The record is from the annotation of a GenBank genome assembly. NCBI's taxonomy places the organism in Eukaryota, Viridiplantae, Streptophyta, Magnoliopsida, Solanales, Convolvulaceae.